GCCCCCCACCGGCCCCGCCCGGCGGGCCGUGGCGGCCGUUCCCCGGUGCGGCCGGCAGGCGGCGCUGCGGCCCGGGGCGGCGCGUGUGCGUGUGCGUGUGCGUGUGCGGCGGGAGCCCCCGGGCCGCCUCUUCCCCUCGCGGCCCGGCGGAGCGAGCGGGGGGCGGGCGCUGCUUGCGCCGCCGCCGCCGAGCUCCACAGGCCGCCGCCGCAGCGCCUAUUCCCGGAUCGCGGCCGGCCGGCCGGCAGCAAACGGGAAGCGGCGGCGGCUGGCAGCCCUGCGCCGUGGCCGCUCGGCCGGCUACCUGCGCGGCCGGGCCUGAGCGCCGAGCCCGGCUCCGACAUGUCCGGCAAGAUCGAGAAAGCAGUAAAUAACCCUGUGAGAAUAGUAAAUAUAACUCCACACCAGCGAAGCAGCGUGAAGAGUUCAAACGCGGGAAGAUGACUCUGUAGACACACACAAACGCAGUGCGAUUCCAUAAACAAUAGAACAGAAAGGCCAAAAAUACCAUACAAAAAUCAUAUGCUGCGCAACCUAGAGACCCGACCUUGCAACACACUGAACUCCCAUUGAAGAACGCAAGACAUCAUGCGGGAUCCAUCCCCAGAUUCUGAGCGUUCCCAUCUCUCCUCGUUCACUAUGAAGUUGAAGGGCAAGUUUCAUUCACCAAAAAUAAAGAGAACCCCUUCAAAGAAAGGAAAGCAAGCUGACCUGACAGUGAAAACACCAGAGAAGUCAGUGAACAAAAAUGUCUCAUGGCUAGAGGAAAAGGAGAAGGAGGUCGUCAGUGCGUUACGCUACUUUAAGACUAUUGUGGACAAAAUGGUAAUUGAUAAGAAAGUAUUAGAGAUGCUGCCAGGCUCAGCAAGUAAAGUGCUGGAAGCCAUCCUGCCCUUGGUGCAAACCGAUCCACGCAUCCAGCAAAGUUCUGCCAUCUCAUCUUGCUAUAGCCGUGUGUACCAGAGUCUGGCCAAUCUCAUUCGCUGGUCUGAUCAAGUGAUGCUGGAAGGUGUGAAUUCAGAAGACAAGGAGAUGGUGACAACAGUGAAGGAUGUCAUAAAAGCUGUUCUGGAUGGAGUCAAGGAGCUGGUCAGGCUCACCAUUGAAAAGCAGGAGCAUCCCUCUCCCACAAGCCCAGUUAAACCCAGUUUACCAGCAUGUAAAUCUGACAGCCCAUCAGAACUUCCCCUUACAGACCGAGAAAUGGAGAUCCUCAACAAAACAACUAAUAUGACUCAAUCCAACGAGCUACUGACUGACUCCAUGGAUGAAGAAGUUGCACCUCCUAAACCCCCUCUGCCUAGCAUUCGUGUGGCAGAAAACAGCCCUCCACCAGCAUUGCCUCCUAAAAAACGGCAGUCGGCACCUUCCCCAACCAGAGUGGCAGUCGUGGCCCCCAUGAGUCGAGCCACCAGUGGGUCCAGUUUACCUGUUGGAAUCAACAGACAGGAUUUUGAUGUGGACUGCUAUGCCCAGAGAAGGUUGUCAGGUGGAAGCCACUCCUAUGGGGGUGAAUCUCCUCGCCUCUCACCGUGCAGUAGCAUUGGCAAACUCAGCAAGUCUGACGAGCAGCUCUCUUCUCUGGACCGCGACAGUGGUCAGUGUUCCCGCAACACAAGCUGUGAAACGUUAGAUCAAUCAGAUCACUAUGAUCCAGACUAUGAAUUCCUGCAGCAGGACCUCUCCAACGCUGAUCAGAUACCUCAGCAGGUGCCAGGUAUCCUCAGCCCAUUGCCAGAGUCCUUGGGUGAGUCUGGCUCCCCUUUCCAUGGACACACUUUCCAGCUCCCGCAGGGCAGCUCCCCUCCACUGGAAUUCUGCAGCCUCUCAGGAGCAGCGCAGCCAACAGAGACUCCUCCAGCUUUACCAGAAAAGAAGAGGAGGAGCGCAGCCUCUCAGACUUCAGAUAACUCAGGCUGCAGGGUGUCCUAUGAGAGGCACCCAUCCCAAUACGAUAACAUCUCGGAGGAUGACAUGCAGAAUGCGGCAUCUGUCCCAUCAGUACCCUUCACGCCGUUUGCUGCUGUUUUGCCUUUGCAGCAAGGAAACUCUUCAGCACCAGUUGAAUUCAUUGCUGACUUUGCUGCUCCAGAUUCUAACAGUGACCCAGAGAAGCCACCACCUCUGCCAGAGAAGAAAAACAAACACAUGACGGCAUAUAUGCAGUUUGUGGAAGACUACUCAGAGCCACAGCCGUCCGUGUUCUACCAGACCCCUCAGAACGAGCACAUCUACCAGCAGAAGAACAAGCACCUCAUGGAAGUCUAUGGCUUCAAUGACUCCUUUAUCAGCUUAGACCCCUCUCAAGAUCUGGCACCGCCUCCUGCUCUGCCACCGAAACAGCGGCAGCUGCAGGCCUCCUAUGCUGCCUCUUCUUUCUCUUCUGUCUCCUACUGUGUCCAGCAAACUAAAGUGCCCUUCACCCCCGAGGACAGCGGUGCCACUCAGGGCCUCACUAUGUCAGUCUCUAACUCCUUUCUCAACCGGCACAGCUCCUUUCCUGUGCAUUCGUACAAAUCUGUGUUUAGGUCCUACUCCCAGGACUUUGUGCCUCACAACCAAGUCUCCAUACCUCCUUUCCUCUCUUCUACCUCCUCCUCCUCCUGCUCCACCCCACCUUUUCUGCCCGUCCAUCCAUCUCAGAGCUCUGACCUAGCGGUGCCCGCCGCAGCCAGCCUGUCACCCAGCACUGUGGAUGUGCCAAACUCCUCUUCUCAGGAGAGCAGCUUUAACGGGAAUGCUCCUGUCUGCCUGCCUUCUGAAACCUCUUUCACUGAUUCUCUCCAGACGCCUUCGAGUGAAAACGCCAGUGAGGAGGCUGGUGAGGGUGAAUACGUCAAUCUGUAUUCCUCUGGCCAGAGCAACGGGGAACUCCCUCGCUCUGAAGGAGAAUCUCCCUCCGUCAAAGAUGGCCACUCCAAAGACUCCACUUUGAACAGCAGUGCCAUGGGGAAGGAAGGCAAAGACGGUGCUGAAAGGCAGCAGCAGUCACCAGAUGCUUUGGAAUCGUCACAGUUGGAGGAAGAAGUAGAUGAGCUGUCCCUUAUCGACCACAGUGAAAUUAUGUCUAGGUUAACACUGAAGCAAGAGGGAGAUGAUGGGCCAGAUGUUCGUGGUGGAUCCGGAGACAUUUUGUUAGUGCACGCAACAGAGACCGACAGGAAAGAUCUGGUGCUGUACUGUGAAGCCUUUCUGACUACGUACAGGACAUUUAUUACCCCUGAAGAGCUCAUCAAGAAGCUGCAGUACAGAUAUGAGAAGUUUUGCCACUUCCCAGACACGUUUAAGAAGCGAGUGAGUAAGAACACAUUCUUCGUGCUGGUGAGAGUGGUGGAUGAGCUGUGCUUAGUGGAGUUGACGGAGGAAAUUCUCAAGCUGCUGAUGGACCUGGUCUUCCGACUGGUCUGCAAUGGGGAGCUGAGUCUUGCCAGAGUGUUACGCAAGAAUAUCCUUGAUAAAGUGGAUCAGAAGAAAAUGCUGAGCUACGCCAAUUCCAUUAAACCUCUUGCAGCCCGUGGGGUGGCAGCCAGGCCAGGGACCCUGCAUGAUUUCCACAGUCAUGAAAUAGCCGAGCAGCUGACCCUCCUAGAUGCCGAACUCUUCUAUAAAAUUGAGAUCCCAGAAGUUUUGCUUUGGGCAAAGGAGCAAAAUGAAGAGAAGAGCCCCAACCUGACACAGUUCACAGAGCACUUUAAUAACAUGUCCUACUGGGUCCGAUCAAUAAUUAUGCUACAAGAGAAAGCCCAAGACCGAGAGAGGCUGCUCCUUAAAUUUAUAAAGAUUAUGAAGCACUUACGAAAGCUGAAUAAUUUUAAUUCCUAUCUGGCCAUUCUUUCUGCACUGGACUCUGCACCCAUCCGAAGGCUGGAGUGGCAGAAACAAACCUCGGAGGGCCUGGCCGAGUACUGCACGCUGAUUGACAGCUCCUCGUCCUUCCGCGCCUACCGAGCAGCUCUGGCUGAUGUGGAGCCUCCCUGCAUACCUUACCUAGGCCUGAUUCUGCAGGACCUGACUUUUGUUCAUCUGGGAAACCCUGAUUACAUUGACAGCAAAGUGAACUUUUCCAAGCGCUGGCAGCAGUUUAACAUCCUGGACAGCAUGAGGUGCUUCCAGCAAGCACAUUAUGACAUCAAAAGAAACGACGACAUAGUGUCAUUCUUCAAUGAUUUCAGCGACCACCUGGCCGAGGAGGCCUUGUGGGAACUGUCCCUCAAAAUCAAACCUCGGAAUAUUACGAGGCGGAAAACAGACCGAGAAGAGAAAACCUAGGAGGAGGGGUUGUGCGAGCGAGGAGAAUUGCUCCGCAGACACGCCGAGGGCAGCUAUGAGACUGGAGUUCAAUGUUUGUACCUGUUACUGGACGACGCACCCUCCCUCCCGGCUGGCAGCGAUCCCUGGGUGUGUGAACGUCGGGCUCUCGCCGCAGGCGAGAAGUGACCACGCGUCAGCCGUGAAGAGCAGAGAUCAGCUGGUGCUUGUUGCACUCGCCCUCCUUCUCCUCCCGUCCCCCUGUGCCAUGAAUCAGCUUUAAACCCGGGGAGAGAGCGUUGUGGAAGGAGAAUCCCAUGCAAGCGUGUUACUGGUUUGCUGGCCGAUCGCAUCCGGGAACACCCGGGCUUUUGUUUUCAUCCACGAAGGAGGGUCAGCAAGAGCUCAGCACCCACAAACUUGUCUCUGGAGUGGUGUUCAGCAGGCAGCAGCCAUGGAAGUCAAGGGUUUGAGUCUCCCCUGCAAUGCCACCUCGAAACAUGUUCAUGCCUAGGAGAUGAGGGUGGAAGAGCCUCCCGCUGCCUGCCAGAGGGGCUCUGCUUUCAGAGAGCUGCUUGUGUUUACAGGGGUCUCCGGUUUACCCCAGAUCUCUCUCGCCUUCUUCAUGGGAGGAAGGCACCGGUCGUAGAUACGGAAGAGGCACUGAAAAUGUGGGCAGGGACCCGCCAUCUCCAGUCAGCGUAUCCCCCUCCUCCUCUCAGAUCUCAUUAUUUAAGCAACGGUAAUCCCUCCGAACCCUGGAACAUUGACUACCCAAGGUACUGCGGUUCACUCGUCCUGUGAACCCGUAUCUUUUAGCGAUGGUACUAGCUUUUGCACAGUAAUAGCUGUAGUAUACAAGACUGUACAUAUUGGUAUUUAGAAUCCAUUGGGGAUUUUUUUUGAUGCAUGUCUGAGUACCGAUGGGUUUAUAGGAAAACAAGAAAAGUGCAAAACAGUAUGUAUAGAAUUCAGAACCGGUGACAAUGUUGUUCCAAGUGCUGGAAGAAAGGAGGCUCGGGGUGGCCACGUGGGCGCUGGCUGCAGAGCAGGUGCAGGAGCUGGGCGAAGGAGCCAGCGGGUCCGUUUCUGGGGUUGGAAAUGGGACCUGGGAAGGAGCCCUGUGCCCAGCCGAGCUGCCCCCUCCCCUCUGCCCCACUCCUCUCUCCUCUCACUGUUGCCAAAUGUUUUUUUCGGGGGGUGCCUAUCUGGCUGACCCUUGGUGCUGUGCUUUGUGAUCUGUGCUUUGGCAGGAGCCCCAGCAGGUCCCCGUCCCCAGUCCCGCCGUGCCGGAGUAGGGACAGCCCAGCAUGGAAGAGCGAGGGGAGCAUCUCAUUUCCCACACGUGCAGCGUUAACCCCAAUCUGUUCGGUGUGCCUUAUUCAGCCCUCUGUCCCCUCUCCGUGUCCCACCCGGGGCAUCCUCCCCAGUGCAGCCCCAGAUGGGCCAUUUCACAUCCCUCCUCUCGGUCCUUAUCCGAUGGUUUACAGUGUGGAUCGUGCACUUGAGCGUAUGCUGUAGAUUUUAGCAGCCUUGCGAGGCCUUUCCCAGCACCGUGUCGCGUGGUCACAGGGUUUUACAGAGUUCUGUCUAACAAAAUCCUGCAGUUUUAGGGCAGCAGCUCGCAAGGAAUACAGACGGGGUGUUUUGCGGAGCAUCCUUAACUUAUUUCUCAAUAGCAACUCCAUGUUUGCUAAAGCCUGUGUUUAUUUUGGGUGGAUCAGAGUUGGAAGCACUUCCUUCUACAAACAGAUUGCAAAGUCUUAGCCAGCUCCCUGCAGACGGCAGCUCUGCCUGACGGGCAGCAGGAGGGAGCAACAGCAGUGUUGCCCCUUUCAUAGGAUUGUAUCCAGGUCAAUUAUUUUCCUGAUUUAGGCACAGAACUCACACAGCAGUCAAAGGCUGAAGCAGAGACCCCGCUGCCCAUGAGGCCAUUGUCUGGGGGAGGAGAGCAUGAGAUCCCACACUGGUGCAUGCCGUGCAACCGCAGAGCGGGCAGAGCGGGAAUCUUCUUGUGCUGAAACACAGUGUCCGAGCCAGAACACUUCAAAAAUGGUUUCUUUUUAUGGCACUAAGGGCAUUGGAGCUGCGUGUCGUGUCCAGCCAAGGCUUUGCAAUCCCCAAAGGCUUCCCAGCCUUCCACACAGGAAGUAACGCUUGUGUUUCCCUUUGUAAGUAAGAUUUUUAAAAAACCUGACAUGAUGAGACUGUGAAAAGGCAAAUACACCCGUAUCUGGCACAGGCUUCCCCCCGGCCAUCUCUGAGCACCUCCCUCGGAUGGUGUGCUGUGGCAGAGGCCGCUUCUAUGAAUGUCGUGUGUGGUGGUAGCACUACAACUACAGCCCAUCGCUCCGCUUUCCCUGUGCAGUGUUCAUGGCUGGAACUCAAUGCCACAGGGGGACAGGAGGGUGCACCUUGUCUUCAGCCCUGCCAGGAUGCUUGCCUCCUUUCUUACUGAGAGCAGGAGCUGUUUCCAGGUUCUUCCCAGCGCUUGAAACCAUGAGCCCUUUUAGUGCCAAAGCGGGGUCUCGCUCCCUGCCCUCCACCAGCCCACCCAAAGCCGGAGGCUCAGCCCACGGCGUGGGGACGGGAGGUCUGCACAGCCGCAGCACCUCGUCCAGCGUGGUGGGACCAAGCCCCCCAGCUUUCCGCCCUGCUUCUCCCCUUUGCUCUGCGGCCAUCCCCAGCCGAGCAGGGUGACCUGACCUCAGCUCCUGGCUCACAGGGCCGGAGGAACCCUAAAGAAAGAUCUCGCCCAGAGCAGCUCCAGAGACACCCCCCGCCCCUCUCUGGGAGCAGAAGCCCGCAACAAGCAGCCCUUUGCAAGACUGGCCAUGAGUGCGUUCCCAUGUCUCGCAGGCAGCAUCCUCGAGAGCAUCAACUCCCUUUUUGGGGAGAGGGAGGACUCUCGGUGCCCUCUCCGUGCAGGGCAGGGAGUGGGGAGAAGCGAUGUUCCCCGGUCACCAGCGCCCUGCCUCGCUCCGAGGCCGCUGCCCCACCCCCAGCUGUUCGGUCGUGUUAUAUAUUUACCACUCACCCAGUCCCGAUGGUGGCAUCUUCCUGCGAACAUUUCAGACCUGUAACUUUUAUAUAAAAGAUGAAUAAACACCAAUAACAAACCUGCCUGAUGAUCCUGUUUACAGUGCAUGCAGCAGUCUGUGGAUUAAAGUGACAAUCGAAUCCA
Molecule: messenger RNA, 7432 nt
Organism: Grus americana (Whooping crane)
Lineage: Eukaryota; Metazoa; Chordata; Aves; Gruiformes; Gruidae
Gene: RAPGEF1
Product: Rap guanine nucleotide exchange factor 1
Exons: 27
Coding region: 589-4269 (1226 amino acids)
Biological process (GO): positive regulation of GTPase activity; Ras protein signal transduction
Cellular component (GO): plasma membrane
Molecular function (GO): guanyl-nucleotide exchange factor activity
Source: RefSeq, a predicted model, not a curated record